Periconia digitata is the source of this 3108-nucleotide messenger RNA. Lineage: Eukaryota; Fungi; Ascomycota; Dothideomycetes; Pleosporales; Periconiaceae. The record is from the annotation of a GenBank genome assembly.
CCCAUCAUGAGAGUUCUCUCGAGCGCUCUGUUGAGCCUUGUCUCCGCGGUCGCGUGCGUCACCGCGGCGAAGGAGUUAUCACAAGACCGCAAACCCACCAUUGACUUCUCAUCUGGAAACGGUAGCUACCAUCUCGCCUCCAAGAGCUCGCCCGUGAGCUUGUUGCUCGAUGCUGCAGACUGGCCGGGUGUGCUUCGUGCUGCCCACGAUGUUGCGGUGGAUUUCGGUCGUGUCACAGGUGUCAAUGGCUCUUUGAACACUGUGGGUCAGGCUACCGCCAAUGCCUCUGUCAUCUUCAACAUCACUGGGAUCAACGAGGACUGGAGUGUUGGUGGUAGUUCCAAUGGCUCAGGACAGUAUAACCAGACGGGAGGCGGUCUGAUCAUCGCAGGUACAAUCGGCAAUUCUAGCUUGAUUGACUCCUUGAUUGAGAGCGGGAAACUUGAUGUCAGCAGCAUCGAGGGCAAAUGGGAGGCUUUUGUGAGCGCCGUGAUCAAGAGCCCUACAAAUGGAACCGACGAAGCUCUCGUCAUCGCUGGAAGCGACAAGCGAGGCACCAUUUACGGCCUUUACGACGUCUCCGAGCAGAUUGGUGUAUCUCCUUGGCACUGGUUCGCGGAUGUCGCCCCCAAGUCUCACAGCGACAUCUAUGCGCUCCGAACUAUCAAGAACCAAAAGACACCUACUGUUAGAUACCGAGGCUUUUUCAUCAAUGACGAAGCCCCUGCCCUGACUGGCUGGGUCAAUGUAAAAUAUCCCAAGUCGAGGUACGGCAGUGCUUUCGGCGCCGAGUUCUAUUCACACGUAUUUGAGCUCCUCCUCCGUAGCAGGGCAAACUACCUGUGGCCUGCCAUGUGGAACAGCAUGUUCAAUGUCGACGAUCCACGCAGCCAGCCGCUUGCAGAUGCGUACGGUAUUGUCAUGGGCAGCUCGCACACAGAGCCCAUGGUACGCGCAACCAAGGAGUGGACGCAAGUGGCCAAAGGUACUGAACAGACCUGGUCGUGGUCCACAAACAACGCCACUCUCUACAAGUACUUUGAAGAGGGCGCUCGUCGUGCUAAGCCCUACGAGAAUGUCGUCACUGUAGGCAUGCGUGGAUACCACGAUACUGCCAUGUCCGGUGAUGUCCAAACGGAACUGCUCGAGGCCGUUGUGACUGCUCAACAGGAGAUCAUGGAUGAAGUCUACGGUGAUGCAAGCCAGGUUCCGCAGAUGUGGUGCCUGUACAAGGAAGUCCAGGAUUACUUUGAGGCGGGCAUGAAGGUUCCAGACCACAUUACUCUGCUUUGGACCGAAGACAACUGGCAGAACAUCAGAAGGCUUCCAGUCGGAGAUGAGAAGAAGCGGUCUGGAGGAGCUGGCGUAUACUAUCACUUCGACUACGUUGGUGAGUCACGUAACUACAAAUGGAUCGACACGAUCCAACUCCAGAAGACGUACGAGCAAAUGUCUCUGGCCCGCGCUCGCUCUGCCGACAGGAUCUGGAUUGUCAAUGUUGGAGACAUCAAACCAGCCGAGAUCCCAAUCAGCCAUUGGUUCGACAUUGCGUAUGACAUGGAUGCUUACGACGAGACAUCGGUACCACACUGGCUCGAGGGCUGGGCGAAGCGCAGUUUCGACGAAAGUCACGCCGAUGAAAUCGCGGAGAUUCUCGACAUCUACGAGUUCCUCGCCAACAUGCGAAAGUACGAGUGGGUGGAGCCUGGCAGCUACAGCAUUCUCAACUACGAGGAGGCUGAUAACCUGCUUGCCCUUUGGGCGGAGAUCGCAGAGAGAGCCCAAGCAGUUUACGAUGCUCUUCCAGAAGAGCAACAGGGUUCUUUCUACGAGAUGGUAUUGCAUCCUGUGCUUGCUGGUGGCAACCACGUGGCAAUCCAGGUUGGCGGCGCGAGGAACCAGAUCUACUCGGGCCAAGGACGUAACAGCGCGAACAGGUGGAUGGAUUAUGUGAUUGCCGGGAUGAAGAAGGACAACGGAUUCACAAAGAGAUACCACGAACUGUUCAGCGGGAAGUGGAACCACAUGAUGGACCAGACCCAUCUCGGAUACCAAGGAUACUGGCAACAACCCAUGAGGCAAAGCACGCCUUUCAUGCGUUGGGUCCAAACUGCUGAGCGUGCCCUCUCCGGCGACAUGGGCGUUACGGUUGAAGGAAGCAACGCCACUGUUCCUGGCGACGACAUAUGGCACGCCAACUCAGGCAACUCUCUUGACCUUCCGCCCAUCACACCGUUCACCCCCAAACGCUGGCUGGAGAUCUUCUCGGUUGGCACAGAAGAAUUUUCUUGGAACAUCACCACCGAACCCUUCAUCACGCUCUCGAGAUCCCAAGGGCGCAUUGGUCCCGAAGAUAACGAUACGCGCGUCUACGUCGACGUUGACUGGAGUCAAGUUCCCGACGACUACGGUAAGAAGGUUGCUCUCAACGUCAGCAGCUCCAACAACUACGGCACAUCCGGCGGAAGACCCACGAUUAACGUCAUGGUCAACAAGACUUCGAUCCCCUCCUCGUUCAAGUCUGGAUUCGUCGAAUCAGGCGGAGAGCUUGCUUUUGAAGCAGAGCACUACACACGCCUCACGCCGGCCGGCAACCUCUCCUACACUCUUCUCCCUCGUUACGGACGCACCCUCUCUGCGCUCAAACUCUCGGACCACCUGGCAGAGUCCCUUAGCCCGUCUACGGCGCCCCUGCUCGAAUACGAUUUCUACACCUUCAACCCAACCACCAAAGCAAAGGGCCUCAACUUGACCCUCAUCCUUUCUCCAACCCACAACAUCUCGCCCAAGAUCCCGCUCGCAUACGUUGCGCAGAUCGACGACCUCCCACAACAGCGCCGUACCUUUGUCAUUGAUCGCCCGCAGCCGGAUUUCCCUGUUGGGUGGGGCACGGCGGUGGCGCAGAGUGCGUGGUUGAACACGACCAACUGGGGCGAAGUGAAGGCCGGACAGCACACUCUGAAGCUUUGGCUCGUUGAGGCGAAUGUUAUAUUGCAAAAGGUGGUGCUAGACUUGGGUGGGGUCAGGCCGAGUCACAAUGGCCCACCGGAGACGUUUCGUGUUGGAGGAGGCAAUGGAACGUCGAAUGCGACUGCGCCCUGGCGAUGA